AUGGCAAUCAGCAUAAAAUUCACAAAAUUUGACAACACACCAUGGGGCUUUCGACUAGCAGGUGGCAGCGAUUUUCCGCAGCCACUUACUGUUAUCAGAAUCACGGAGGGAAGUCUGGCCGAAUGUAUGGGUUUAAAGCUUAACUCACGGACAAGCACACGAGGCACUCAUGCAUGCUGGCAACAAUUUUAUUCUAGCUGUACAAAGCUUUCAGACUUACCGCCAGUCUUCCCAGAACAGAUCUUAAAGGAGGAGACAGUGAUCGAGCGGUACGAAGAAGAGAAGAUCGUCGUCGAACCGUUGUCCGCCGAAGAAGAGGUCAGGCGAGAGGAGGAAAAGCUCGUGGAGGAGAAACCGGUGGACGCCAACAGCGAGAUCGUGCCCAACAAAAAUCUCACGGAUGACGAGAUCGCACAGCUGAUCCUCGAGGAGGAGGAGCUCUUGUCCGAUAAAGGAUUACUGGGGGUGAACUUUAAAAAGCUACGACCGCGUGCCCCGAUCCUGAAAGAUUCGAAGGUCUUGGAGGAACUGCAGCACAUUGCAACAGCCGAGCCCGAGCGGACGCAAGAGCUGAAACGCACCUCCACUUUUUUACAGAAACCACAGCGACCGGUACCAAAGCCUAAGCGUGAGCAGAAGGUGGAAGAGGACGACGGCGAGAGCUACAAGGUUGUAAUAAAAAAACAGGACAAAAAGACGGUGAUCACGCGUCUUGUAGAAAAGGGCUUGCUGCCGCCAGGAUCAGAGGCGAGCAUCGCCGGGACACCGGAGCCGCCGGAACCAUUCGAGGUAAAGAUGCAUGAAACGGAGAACAAGCUCGAGGAAGAUUCCCCCAUGUCUGACCCGAAUCCCUCGUGUUCAAUUUCCCCCCUUGAUACCAUCGACGAUCCACUGUCGUCCUCGCGUUCUCUGCAACUCGAUUCGAACAUAACUCGUCCUUGCGAGGAUCAACUAGGGCAUCCCGCGACAUAUAAAUGCAAGUCGAAGCUGUUCGACGUCAAACCAAAUCAUUAUCGAAGAUACAGUUCCGCCGACAGAUACAACGAAGCCGGAAUGAGGUCGCCCUUCAAGGGUCACUAUCUGGAAAAUGUCCUCUGCGGUUAUGCUCACUCCUGCGUUUCCCGUGAUCAACAGAUUGAUGAUCAAUUCGAGUUUGGAAAGACGAAAUCGAGAAGCUUUUAUUUUAAAAAAUACUGGCCGAGAAGUAUUGGUUUCGAUUGUUUCUCAUCAAGCGGGACCACUUCCAAAAGAAGGACGAGCAGAUGCCCGCGAGCGCAUUACGCAGAGAGAAUUCUUCUACGAAACGUCAGUGCUAUCACUCGGCACUUUCGUUCGAAGCCGAAGACAACUCGAAUCGUCGCUUCUAAAACGAAACGUAGCAGAACGAAAGGAAGAUAUCUGGCGACAUAUUUGAGACGCGAGAGCACUCGGCUGGUAUCCUUGAUGACGACGUUAUUCCAGUUUUUGUUGCAAAGAUCAAGUGUCUCCGACUCAUCGAAUAUAUCAGAGAUUCGCAAGCGACGUUUGAGUUUCAAAGGUCGCUAUCUUAAACACGUUCUCCAGAAAAAUGUCACUCCUGUUCUUCAACGCGUCAAAAAGACGCACUUGGUCGAUUAUCCAAACAUAAUCGAAAAGAAGAAAGACGAGCCAAAAUCUACAAGGACAAAGGGACAUUACGUAGAAAAAUAUCUUCAUCGGCAGAAUCUUUACCUGAAAUCCGCGUUAGCGAAUCUUCUCGGUUCCGCGAAGAAUAGCUUCGACAAUCUCUUCACUAUUACCUCUUCGUCAAGAAUGAAACGCGCAAUGAGAGGUCGAUAUUUUGAGCGAUUCAUCCGUAGAAAUCGGGAAAUUUUCGAGCUAUUCGCGGAAUAUGUUUGUAUCAAGAUCUCCGAAUGGCUCGAGGAGGGUCCGUCAUGCAUAUCGCAACAGGAUUUUUCUGUCAUCACCUCAAAUUAUAUUGCUGAUGAUUCAGUCCUAGAUGAGCAGAUAAUUGAUGAAGAUGUCUGCGACAUAAAAAUCUCCGGAUGGCAUGAAGAUGGUCCCUCAUGUUCAUUGCAACAGGAAUCUAUCGUUAUCGUUAAUACUCCCGAUAAUCCGGAGCCAAACAAGGAGGAAACCGAUGAGAACGAUGUUCUCGAGUGCAAUGUCAAUCCGAUUUUGCCUGAAGAAGUCGAUGAGCUCUCUGUCUCACCUAAAAUCCCAGAGAAAGAGGACACUUUUUCGAAAUUCUUGCAGUCGACUGAGAAUUUUAUUUCCACCGAAGUCUUCCAUCGUGGCAGUAGACGACUCUCGAAGUCGCGUAAAUCCAUAGAUAUCAUCUCCGAGCAAGAUGAUACAUUCUCGAAAUUCCUGCAUUCGGCUGAGAAUUACGUUUCUACCGAAGUUUUCCAUCGCGGUAGCCGAAGACUCUCAAGGUCGUUCAAGGACACGGAACAGGAAACGGGUGUUUUGUCGAGUCUCUUCAAUUCGACCAGCGAUUAUGUCUCCAGCGAGGUCUUCCACCGCGGUAGCAGAAGAUUAUCAAAAUCGUCCAGGAGGGAAUCGGUUUCUCUCAUGACUCCCGAAAGCAUGUAUUUCAAUCUCCCUUGGUUCUCGCUGAGAGUCACCGAUAAAAGCCAUGAGGAUUGCAAGGAGAAGAUCGAUUGCGACAUCGAACGAGACACCCGAAGAUUGUCAUUCGUGCCUACAAUCCUCUAUCAAAGUAUCACGAAUCAUAUUGGUGUUGAUUUCACGAAGCUGGUGGCUUACGCUUUUGUGCCUUGCACCUCGAUCAUCCUUCUGUAUAUGUAUAAGUAGUCAUUCUCAUCUGACGAUAUUUAUAUGUUGUUUCGAUGCGAUUCUAACCGUUUUACCAGGCGUAUACUUGUUUUAUAGAGACUCUUAUUAGAUUAUCGUGGAUAAUGUGUUGAUCCAUAUAAAAAUAUUUCGUAAAUAAUAUGUGCUCUUUUAUUACAAUCAUAGUGCGUUUUGUUUUUCUUGUCACUAGAAUGCGCACUAAAAUGUGUUAAAUUGAUUUUAUCCUAUAAAAUAAAUAACCGGAAUGCAAAGAUACUUUAUGUGAAAAUCGAUCCAAUCUGUGUAUGAGCGAAGAUAUAAUUAAUUUUUUCCCCUUAUCCAUGUGAAAUAAUUUUUAAGUAAUUAAACUGUUGAAACUU
Molecule: messenger RNA, 3155 nt
Organism: Formica exsecta
Lineage: Eukaryota; Metazoa; Arthropoda; Insecta; Hymenoptera; Formicidae
Exons: 5
Coding region: 1-2796 (931 amino acids)
Molecular function (GO): protein binding
Source: RefSeq, a predicted model, not a curated record